Messenger RNA from Camellia sinensis, 579 nucleotides. RefSeq lists its product as uncharacterized. NCBI's taxonomy places the organism in Eukaryota, Viridiplantae, Streptophyta, Magnoliopsida, Ericales, Theaceae. The record is from RefSeq and is a predicted model, not a curated record.
AUGAGUACCGAACCACCAUCACAAUCUCCAACAAUUGCAAAGAGCAAGGGAAAAGCUUCCCAAAACUCCCAACCCUCACAGGUUUUAAAGGCACAUUGGGACACAAAAUCCACUGAAAGUUUUGUCAAACUUUGUGUCGAGCAAGUGAAAGAAGGUCACAGACCUAGUAUGCACUUAGAUAGGGUUGGUUGGGAAGCAAUUAUUAACAAAUUCAAAAUUACAACUGGAAAGUCAUAUGUUCUCCUUCAGCUUAAAAAUCGUUCGGAUACCUUAAAAAAGGAGUGGGGUCUUUGGAAAAAUCUGUUGAGAGGUGAGACUGGGCUGGGGUUAGAUCUCUUGACUGGAGCUAUCAUGACAUCUGAUGAUUGGUGGAAUUUGAAGCUGCAGAGGCAUCCUGAUGUGGCCAAAUUUCAUGAGAAGCCAUUGACAUUGGCCGAUGACAUGGACAAACUAUUCUCUGAUAUUUCUGCAACUAGUGAGUGGCAUACACCCCAAGCUCUAGAGUGUUUCUUGACACUGAGGGAUCUCACACCCCACUUGGUGAUGAUACUAAUACAGAAAUCCAUCCAUCUGAAUUAA